This is a messenger RNA of Mya arenaria, 2568 nucleotides long. Its product is annotated as interferon-induced protein 44-like. The record is from RefSeq and is a predicted model, not a curated record. The transcript has 6 exons. Bases 122 to 1573 code for a protein of 483 amino acids. NCBI's taxonomy places the organism in Eukaryota, Metazoa, Mollusca, Bivalvia, Myida, Myidae.
CAUAAUAAGGAAGUAAAUAUCAUCUUUUAAAAUUGUAUAGUUUUACAAAAGUUUAAAAGAACCGAUAGUGUUUCAUGCAAUUUAUUUCUCAAGAUACAUGAACUGAAGUUUGAAUUAAAAUAUGUGUACGAUUUUAACGGAAAGUGACUUUGAUCAAGUUGAAUCCUGGAUCGGAACUGGACCAAAAACAUUCAAUCUGCUGUACAGCAUAACAAGGGAUGGCUGUGACACGAGUGUGUUUCAUCAGAAAUGUGACAACCAGGGACCAACACUAACAGUCUUGUACAACAAGGAGGGUUCCGUGUAUGGAGGAUACACGGGGUUGAGCUUGGAAUCGGGUGCUGGAAACAGAAAUGACAACUCGGCAUUUUUAUACCAGUUGUAUUAUUCUGGCCUGAACACGCCUAAGAAAUAUUCAGUUAAAAUCGGACAAGCAGCCAUUUGUUCAGCACCACACUUGGGUCCGUUAUUUGGAAGUAAUACUGCGUAUGACGUAUUAACAUUUCAUAGUAUCGUUCAAAAGUCUUCUUCGGGAGAAUACAAUCUGAAUGGUGACAUGCAAACAUACUUCGGUAGAAAUUACGACACUGCGGGAAUAUCAUCCAAGGAAUUCAACAACGGACACAUUAGAGUGACAGAGCUGGAGGUUUAUGCCGUCAAAGAUGUCAAAAGAAAAACGCCGGCCUUACCAACUCCAUGGCGGAAAACUGCUGAAUUUGGGACAAAGAUGUUGGGGUGCUUGAAAGAAGAAGUCAAAGGCAUUCAACCGCCAGAAGGACUUGACGUGCCACAUUUCAACAUUCUAUUGUUGGGGCCUUUAGGCUCGGGUAAAUCGAGCUUCUGCAAUUUGGUGGCUUCUGUGUUUCGAGGGAGAAUAUCUCACCGCGCAAGAGUAGGUGGUAACGCGCAAACCAGCACAACAACCCAGCUUACGCCUUACACGUUUGGGGAUACAGUCAGCCUUCAGCUCUACGAUACGAGAGGCGUAGCGGAGACGGACACAUUGGACCUUCUGCAAUGCAAUUUCAUUCUUGACGGUCACGUUCCGGAUUUUUAUGAGAUGUCACCAACACAUCUCUUAAAAUGUGACGACGCCGAAUUUCGUCAUCAAGCCGCGUUAAAAAACAAAAUCCACUGCGCUGUGUUUGUACUGGAUGGUUUGAUUGUUGGCGAUAUGUCCAAGUCAAUGCUGCAAAAACUACUGUCCUAUCGGGAUCUAUUGAACAGAAAGGGAAUACCACAAGCGGCGUUGAUCACAAAAAUUGACAAACUCUGCGAGCAGUCGGCUGAGAAUAUUAGUAACACUUUCCUUAGCCCAGCAGUCAAAGACCUUGUUUACAAUGUUGCGGACCUACUGAACCUUCCACGGAACAGCAUUCUGCCUGUUAAAAACUACGAGGAGGAAAUGGAAAGCGACGAGAACAUCAACAUCCUUGCUCUGCUUGCUGUCAGACAGAUCCUUUUCUUUGCAGAGGAUUAUUUGGAAAACAUGAAAGAUAAGCAAAGUAGAAGUAGGGGAAAUGCAAAUAGCGGUCAGGCUCAUAGUGAUGUGCGCGGAUCAGACACUGCCUAAAUAUUUUCAUAAACUAACGUGGAAAAUGUUAAAGACAUCAAAUGAUUAACUUUACUGAAAACGAAUACCAGUAAUGCUUUCUAUAUCAUUCUUCAAAUGGGAUUGACGGUGAAGAGUUUGGAGCAUACACUGCUUAAAUAAUUUGAUGUAUACACAUGUUAACGUUCUUUUCACCGUCAAAUACUUAAGGUGUUCGAUAUUUAAAUAUGUAUAUUUGGAAGGCAUGGUUACCCCAUAUAAGUUUGGGUGUUCUUUGUAGAGAGAUGAAAAAAUAUACCGAGACACCUUGUUAUUGCAAAAUAGGUCAUUUCAUAUCCGAUUUUAAUUGAAAUAAAGAAAUAAAAUAAGACAAAAAUUACUUUAUCUUAAUGUAAGUUCGGUCAUCUAUUUAACAUAUCAGUAAUCAGUAAGCAAUUCUUUUCAAAUGAUACCAGCCAUGAAAGGGUCACCAUGCAUCGAAAUUUGAUGGUACACGGGAUUAAAUAAAAUCAUCAGACAAAUAGAAUAUUCGAAUACCUUUAAAUUUUAAUUUCAACAUGUAGUGUUGAGAUAGUAAGAAUUUGCAUGUGAACACUAUGGAAAUUAAACAAUGAUUUCAAAUGAUUUUCAAAUGAUUUUGACAUAGUUUGAAUUUAAAAUGUUACAUAAGCUUUGUUUGAACAAGUGUAUCAUUUGCAUACUUUUGUUUAAGACGUAUCCAUUUGUUAUUACCUAUGUACGUUGUAGAUUGUUGAAACAGUAUAAAUUCAUCAUACUUUAUCUUUUCAUAUUUACUUUGCGAUAUAUCCUUAACCCCUUUAAACUACUAGUUAGCCUUGUUCUUUGCCACGAGAUAUCGAAAAUAAACAAGACCCAUACAGGGAAGCAGCUUCGCUUCAGCAAUUAUGCUAAUUAUUUGCAUGUAUGCAUAUAACCAACACUUAUUCCCUGUAAACUUUUUUAUUUUGAAUACAAAUAAAGUCCAGUGAAACUGGAAAGUCUCAGAGUUGUACUGC